CUUGUUGCAUUUCAAUUAGCAUGCCCCUGCAGUCUCAACCAUCUUUAUUCACAAGCAGAACAAUGGCACCGCGUUUUCUGCAAUGUUUCUUGCUAGUUUUAGUGGUUUUUCUCGAUGAUUUUAGUGUCAGCUUGCAUGCAAGCCAAGACCCUCCUUUAAAGUUGGAUUAUUAUGAAUCAACUUGUCCAUCAGUUCUUGAGAUUGUGAGGAAAGAAAUGGAGUGCGCUGUGCUUUCUGAUCCGCGCAAUGCAGCUUUGAUUCUGCGUUUACAUUUCCAUGAUUGUUUUGUUCAGGGGUGUGAUGGGUCAGUUUUGCUGGAUGAUACGUACACGCUUAAAGGAGAAAAGAAAGCUUCCAUUAAUGACCAUGCAUUGAAGGGCUUUAACAUCAUUGACAGGAUCAAGAAUAAGCUUGAAUCAGAGUGCCCUGGAACAGUCUCUUGUGCCGAUAUUCUCACUGUAGCUGCGCGAGAUGCAACUAUUCUGGUUGGUGGACCUUACUGGGAUGUACCUCUAGGCAGAAAAGACUCUAAGACUGCAGGCUAUGAACUUGCAACAUCAAAUUUACCUGGAGCAAAUGAAGGCCUUCUGUCUAUGAUUUCUAAGUUCUUGUAUCAAGGACUUUCGGUCACUGAUUUAGUAGCUCUUUCAGGUGCACAUACAAUAGGCAUGGCGCGUUGUGUGAACUUCAGGGACAGGAUUUACGGAGACUAUGAAACAACCUCUGGAAUGAGUCCGGUGUCAGACUCAAAUCUUAACAACUUAAGAACUAUAUGUCCAGCAACAGGGGGAGAAGACAACAAAGAAUCAGCCAUGGACAGUGUAACUCCUAAUCUUUUCGACAAUUCUUUCUACCAUUUACUAUUAAAAGGACAGGGACUACUCAACUCGGAUCAAGAACUUUAUUCCAGCAUCUGGGGGAUCGAAACCAAAAAGCUUGUACAGAAAUAUGCUGAAAACCCUGUUGCUUUCUUUGAACAAUUCUCUGAGUCAAUGGUGAAGAUGGGAAACAUCACAAAUGAUCAAAGUUUUGUGGAUGGGGAAGUCAGGAAAAACUGCAGAUUUGUGAACACAUAGAUACUAAUUCUCAUACUACUAAAAUUGUACUAAAAUAUUUGUUUUUCAAGUGCAGAAGUGAAAUCACAGGAAUUGUGUAACCAAUACGUUAUAUUUUCGAGUUUGAAAAUUAAAGCUGGCAUGAUCAUAUUGGUUAGUCAGUAAUAGACAUUAUACAAUUAUAUUAAUUUUGUGUUUGUUAGAUA
Messenger RNA from Daucus carota subsp. sativus, 1261 nucleotides. RefSeq names its product peroxidase 11. The record is from RefSeq and is a predicted model, not a curated record. The transcript has 4 exons. NCBI's taxonomy places the organism in Eukaryota, Viridiplantae, Streptophyta, Magnoliopsida, Apiales, Apiaceae. Gene Ontology annotation, molecular function: heme binding; peroxidase activity. The coding region runs from base 21 to 1076 and encodes 351 amino acids. Gene Ontology annotation, biological process: hydrogen peroxide catabolic process; response to oxidative stress.